Molecule: messenger RNA, 1332 nt
Organism: Magnolia sinica
Lineage: Eukaryota; Viridiplantae; Streptophyta; Magnoliopsida; Magnoliales; Magnoliaceae
Product: exopolygalacturonase-like
Exons: 6
Coding region: 1-1332 (443 amino acids)
Biological process (GO): carbohydrate metabolic process
Molecular function (GO): polygalacturonase activity
Source: RefSeq, a predicted model, not a curated record
AUGCCGGCAAAGUCCGGAGAACAGCCUCUGAAUUUCGAAGGAGGUGAAGAGAAAAAUGAGGCCUCUGCUGAAGGCUUACCUAGCAACGCCGCUACUAAUGAAAACAAAAUGGAAGUGGAUCAGCAAACCCAGACGGCAGGACAAUCUGAGAUUCCCACAGCGGAACCAACUGUAGCAACUGCAGGGAACUCGAGAGUGGAUGCCGAAGCCAUUGCACCAGUGAAAGUUUUCAAUGUGAAGGAUUUUGGUGCAAUUGCUGAUGGUAAAACAGACAGCAGUAAGGCACUGUUGGAUGCAUGGAAGGAGGGAUGUGCAUGGGAUGGUAUCGGUAGAGUUUUGAUUCCCAAAGGAACAUUCCUUGUGGGUCCAGUAGUGUUCAAAGGGCCAUGUAAGAGUACUAUUGCAUUUCAAGUCACUGGGGUGGUGAAGGCCCCUGGUCUUGAGAAGUUCGAAUCCGACGGCUGGAUAGAGUUCCAAUACGUUAACGGUUUGAUGGUUACGGGAGGUGGGACAUUCGAUGGUCAAGGAGCUUUAGCUUGGCCACACAACCAAUGCCCUAAGAUGAAAAAAUGCAAGCUCUUACCAACAUCCCUAAGAUUCAUGUUUGUGACGGAUGCAACGAUCCGUGGCAUAUCUUCAGUGAAUAGCAAGCUCUUCCACAUGAACAUUGUGGGGUGCAAGAACAUAAAGCUCCAAGCCAUUAACAUCUCUGCACCUGGGGAUAGCCCUAACACCGACGGUAUUCACAUAGGAGACUCAAGUGGGGUCAAGAUCUCUCGUUCAGUAAUAGGCACCGGCGAUGAUUGCAUCUCCAUUGGACCCGGCAAUUCUAAUGUCUCCAUCUCCAACAUCUUUUGUGGGCCAGGACACGGAAUCAGCAUCGGUAGCCUCGGAAAGUAUCCAAAUGAAGGAAAUGUGGUGGGCGUGAAUGUGAGGAACUGCACCAUCACAGGGACCACCAAUGGCUUAAGGAUCAAGACAUGGCAAGACUCUUCUAUUUUGUCUGCAUCCAAUUUCAUAUUCGAGGAUAUAGUCAUAAACAAUGUCUAUAAUCCAAUCAUCAUAGAUCAAGAGUAUUGCCCAUAUGCAUCAUGCACCCAACUGACCCCUUCACGUGUUAAGAUCAAUGACGUUAGCUUCACGAACAUUCGAGGUAGUUCGGCAUCACAAGUCGCAGUCAAUCUCUUAUGUAGCAAAAGCGUGCCAUGUCAGAAUAUGCAGCUCAACAACAUCAACUUAGUCUACAAUGGAUACGGUGGACCCGCCACAUCCUCAUGUUCUAAUAUCAAGGGAACUUCUUCUGGCCCACAAAGCCCACAAUCUUGCCUCUAA